AUGGACCUUCCUUGGGGGACCAGGGAAGGGAUGAGGGGCUCCCUGGAGUCUGGAGUCAGGACUGAGUCCCGUAGACACACACCAACCAUCUGCUCUGAAUCGGACAACUACUGUGUGACUAUAUCUGCUGCUGCUGGCGUUGGAAAGGUUGUGGACUUCGGCCACAGCCUGAACAAGGGCUGCUCCCCAAUCUGCCCCGGCCCAAGCGUCAAUCUCGGUGUGGCGUCCGUGGGUACCCACUGCUGCCAGAGCUUCCUGUGCAAUUUCAGCGCAGCUGACGGCGGGCUGCGGGCCAGCGCCACCCUGCUGGGCCUCGGGCUGCUGCUCAGCCUACUGCCAGCUCUGCUACGUCUUGGCCCCUGA
Molecule: messenger RNA, 363 nt
Organism: Carlito syrichta (Philippine tarsier)
Lineage: Eukaryota; Metazoa; Chordata; Mammalia; Primates; Tarsiidae
Product: lymphocyte antigen 6E-like
Exons: 3
Coding region: 1-363 (120 amino acids)
Molecular function (GO): acetylcholine receptor inhibitor activity
Source: RefSeq, a predicted model, not a curated record